This is a messenger RNA of Dermacentor albipictus, 3006 nucleotides long. Its product is annotated as receptor expression-enhancing protein 1-like. Gene Ontology annotation, cellular component: endoplasmic reticulum membrane; cytoplasmic microtubule. Gene Ontology annotation, molecular function: microtubule binding. NCBI's taxonomy places the organism in Eukaryota, Metazoa, Arthropoda, Arachnida, Ixodida, Ixodidae. The record is from RefSeq and is a predicted model, not a curated record.
CCAUAACGCAGGUCUACGGGAGCUAUGGCCGUGCGGAAGCAGCAGCGCGUAUUAUUUUGCAGAAUUGAAAACGUGGAACACUAUUUCAAAAGAGGCAGUUCGCUCCGCGGCAAUGAUCUUUACGCCAGCAUUUAGUUUACGGCGUCCGAGACGAAAUUGGGUGCAGCGGACCCCUCCGACGCUGUUGGCAGGUGUGAAGCACAAGUGAAAAGCUUCGAUUACGACGUGCGGCUUCAGGCCCCCAUCAGCAAGCUGUGCCAGUGCAGAGUGAACACAAUGGAAGCACCUGUUCAUGCAGUGUAUAUGGGUAUGCCAAGCAAGAUACAUGGAAAAAAGAUCAUGCAGCGUUCCUGAUCGUCUGCUCAGCCAAUGGCUCAGCGUUUCGUUUGCAGAAGACAAACACUCGUCUGCUCGUUCCGUUCGCUUGCUCUUCGGUGUGCUGUACCCUGCGUAUGCAUCCUACAAGGCAGUCAAGAACAAGGACGUCAGGUCUCACCUUCAAUGGAUGAUGUACUGGAUCGUAUUUGCCCUAUUCACAUGCAUCGAGACAUUUUCUGACAUCUUUAUUUCAUUUUGGAUGCCAUUUUAUUAUGAGCUCAAGAUCUUGUUCGUUCUGUGGCUCCUGUCACCUGCAACAAAAGGAUCAAGUCUCUUGUACCGACGCUUUGUUCAUCCACAGCUUGUUCAACGUGAGCAGGACAUUGAUGAACUGAUCGAGAAGGCAAAGGAGCAAGGCUACUCUACCAUGUUGCUUCUUGGCAGCCGUGGUCUGAGCUAUGCCACCAGUGUGGUGCUCCAGACAGCCAUCAAAGCACAAGAAGCGAUUGCAGCGCACAGGAGUCAUGAGGUAGCAGCUAUCAAGGGCAGAGAGGACAGGCCAGAUGGCAAUGCGAUUGCUUGGAUGGACAUGGACAGUGAUUUAGAACACCUGCCACAGUUGCCGGCCCCUUGCCAACGACUUGCACCACUUGUGGGAACUGGUGACAGCCUGGACAUUGACAACAAUUUGUAUGCUGUGGAUCCAGGCACCCAUGGUGAAGAAAUUUGCUCAUCACCUCGCCCAGUUCCAACCAAAACAUCACGCUCAUCAGUUAAGAAUCGUAGUCGCAAUACGGCCAGAACAGCCGACUCGAGUGGAGCGGUGCGCCGGUCAACGCGUGCAACCAAAAAUGCAAGCAAGAAUUGAAGCCUUUGUCCCUUCAAAAACACCUCUGCACCGUCUUAGUGUGUCUGCUUAGGCAGAUAACAUUGUGAUUAUUGUUUCAGUUGAAGUGUGCCUUCUUUUUUGUACUACGAAAAAAAAAAAAAAGUUCUUUGUGCAGAACUGUGCUGCAGCAAAUCUUUUUAUGAGGUUGCAUGUUUUGUAGGAUGUUUAGGGCCUGGUUUGACUUAACUUGUUACCGCUGCAUUACACUAAUUGUGUGCAUUCCCAAUACCUAUACAUUCUGACUGUGUACAUCUUGCUAAUAUAUAUUAGCACAUGCUGGGAGAAGUGGAAGCAAUAUUUGAUAUUAUACCAUGCAUAAUAGGCUUUUCUCUCCCCUGCAUUUCCUCCUCUUUCUUUUUUUAUAUUUUCAAAUUUAGGUCAUAACAACUUACACUUCUGCAGAUAGCUGUGUGGGCUGGGCUACCAUUAAGACACUCCAAGUGCACUUGCCACCAUAUUUAGUGCAUUUUUUAGUGCCAUAAAUGCAGCUUCUUUUGUGCAUAUCUUAGCCUUCACUAUGCAGUUCUUGUCAGUUGAAUGAAUAAGCAACAAUAAACUUGCUGUGAUAUAUAUAUAGAUAUAUAUAUUUUUUCUUUAGAGGAAAGGGGACAUCUGUAGCUGCAGUGUGAACUUGUGGCACUUGCUUGCAGGUAUUAGAAUGCCUGUGUAAUCUCAACUCAAGUCACCUGCAUUGCUUUAAGUGCAUAUAUAGUAGUUAAAGUCACACAAGCUAAACUCAGUAUUGUGAAUUAGUGACAUUAUAACACUUGAAUUCACUUGUUAAUAAUCAAGUUGUUGCCACGGUUCUUGUUACUCCCACAGCAAUUGUUGAUGAGACACUUGUUGGCCAUCCUGCCACACUCAAAGGCAACAUUUAGGGGGGGUGAUGGUUGUGGUUAGAAUGCAGUGUCUGUGACUGUGUUUCUGUGGUAUGCUCGCAGUGUAAAUGCUUGUACUCAGUGUUGCUAGUAGCAUAAUUAGGAACAUGCUCAGCAGAAGCCCAUGUCACUUAUGUUUCUCCAAUUUUUUCUAUUGCAUUACUUGUGCCUUUGUUCUUAUGUGUUCAUUAGUGCCACAUCUGUGUGUUCCUGAACACCUUUGUCUAAGCCAUUUGUGCAAAAAUUGUGUGUCUGUGAAGAGGAAGAGUGGCAGCUGUGACUGCAUGCCCUACAGGGUAGUGAGAGCAAAAUUUCAAUUUUCAUUCAUAUUGCCCUGUCAGCUGAUCAUACGGAAGUGCAUGCAUUAAAUGGUGUCGGAUUGAGGACAAAGUAGAACACUCAGUAAUAUAUAUAUAUAGUGAUACAAAAUAUGUGCAUGGCCUAUUAUCAUGUUAAGGACCAUUUGUGGUUCCACUUGGAUCCUUCAAAGCAUGCAGGGCUACUGCAUACAUACCUAUGCUUACUGGUUUUUCAUUCACAAUUCAUAAGCUGUAUCCCAUGCAGGUAAAGCAAACUAUCACGUCUUCAUCACUCAUCUUUAAACUUGUGCUGAGAUGAGGGAUUGCAGACUGGCUGUGAAAACCGUUUACUAGAGGACAGUAAACUCUAGUCAGUGAAAAUUCCUUAUGGGUAUUGCACCAUGUGAACACGUAUUUUGUGUUUAGCCAAAGAAUAUUUCUUGACAACGGUAGAAAAACACUAGCAUAAAUUUGCUCGUAUAGUAGGACCACAAGUGCUUUUUUUUUUUAACCAUUUUCCUAUUCUCAAUGUUUUUCAUAUUGUCAUGAAAAAUACUGUGUUCUGUUUUCAUGGUGUGCAAUAUACCCAACUGUUUUUGAAAAUAAAUUGCGUAUUAUGUUA